UUUUGCUAGGUUUCUAGCUGCACUCUGAAUAGAGUUGAAACCUCUACACUAGACCCGAAGAUAGAAAAGAGUACGUAAUCUUUCAGAAGCAGUUUGCCAGCCGUACGCGGAAAAUGAUAUCCAUUAAGACACUGUUGCAAUUGACUCAGAAAGUUACGGUAGAAGAUUGGAAAGUUUUCAAUGGGUCAGUCAGUCAGGAUUUGCCUAUUGAUAUAUACCUGCGCAUUCCAUGCGUUCGAUGUAAACCGACAUUCGAGUCGGUAGAUUUCGGGUAGAUAGCCGAUGCUCUGAUCGGUUGGGCCAAAGGGCUCGAAAGAGCAAACUAAUAAAGGAGACAUCAGUCGAAUCUGAACCAUCAACCUGACCAGUUCGCUUAGCGCAUCUUACCAACCGCAAAUCACAUUACCCCGUUUCGAGUUCCUAUAACGUGUCGUUGAGUUCCACCGGGUCGGUCUGUUUCGUUUAAGAAACCGCUAACAGAAAAGUGUCGACGAGGAAAACCAUUCAAUUACGCGUGCGUAGUUAAAAACGGUAGUGCAAAUUUUGUUCUAGUGCCCGUCGAGAAGCAGCCACAUCUGUACCGAAGCGAAGCCAUCUUUUAUUGCUGGUUACACGUCACGGACGGGAAGAAUCGUAGGAGCAGCAGGUCCAAGAAAUAGUCACCCUUGCGGUUCGUUUUCGAAAGAGGAAACCCGUAAGUACGGCCGUACCACCAAAAACGCUACGAAAAAGGUAAAAAUUAUAGAGAAUAGCGGUGGUAACAUUAUUACGCCAUAUUUUGUCGGUGGCGUCGUUUUGACACUAUAGAAAUCGAAAAGGCCUUUUCGUCUUUGUGUGGGGAGCAGAAGAAUAGGGUGAAUCAAAAAAAAAAAAAAAGUUUUUGGCUUUGUUUUAAAGUUUCCUUUUUUUUUCUUUUGCGGAAUCACAAAAAAAGGAGUAGGCGACGAUCUCGACGGUGAAUAGCUGAACUGGUUCCUGGAGACAUCCGAAGGACGGUACCAAACGGAACAGGAUUGGUCAUUCGGGAAUUGCUCCAAUAGCUAUUGAAAUUUGGAAGCGCCGAUCCACGUUUGGGAAUCCGUUUUGGAUCAAGCCCACAGCCGUUGACUAGCUUUGUAGGGUGAGUCGUUUUAAUCUUUUUCUUCUGAUUGACGAACAUUUAACCACAAUAUAAUGCAAAUUUGAAGUAGUGUAACUGGUGAAUCUAAAAGGAUUUUUUCGUUUAUUCUUUGUUUCAUUUUGACUUUUAUUUGAAUUACUUGAAUUUUAAACGUGUAUGCCCCUCAAUUGUACAAUAUUACCUAUUUCGUGAUUGUGAAUGAAUGAAUUGAAUGCCUUUUGUGUAUUGGGCAUUGUGUAUUGAAUUGAAUUACAUUAUUGACUUGUAUUGAAUCACUGCUGACGCUCUCUUCGGCACAUUUUGAAAUCUUGGUGACAUUUUGAAUUCUUUUGUGAACUGUAUUGUAUUCCAUUGGGCGUUUUUCAUCCGGCAUAAUACCUCGGGGUUUUCUUUUAUUGUUGGAAUACCCUUUUGAUUAGUAUUUUUAGUUUCGAUCGCACAAUGAGCUCCAGCGUAGCCUUUACUUUGGAACCCUAUCGCAAGGGUACAUCCUUCAAUGAUUGGUUUACCCGGAUGAAGUAUUUAUUCCGGGUGAAUAAAAUUAAGGACGAGGAAAAAAUGGCCUACUUUAUAACCAUGAGUGGCCCAGUGAUUUUUGCUGAAAUCAAGCUUCUAUACCCCACGGGGGAUUUUGAAAAAGCAGCACUGGACGAUAUCGUAAAUAAACUUAAAAAUCGCCUGGAUAAAACUGAUCCGGAUCUGGUACAGAGGUACAAAUUUAGUACCCGUGUACAAAAUCCAGAUGAAACUACAGAGGAUUUCAUUUUAAAUUUAAAACUGCAAGCCGAGUUUUGCGGGUUUGAAAACUUUAAAGAGGUGGCCAUUUUGGAUCGUUUAAUCGCCGGUAUCAAGGACAAGAACCUUAGGCAACGAUUGUUAAGCGAAGACAAAUUAUCCUUAGCUAAUGCCGAAAAGAUUGUAACAACAUGGGAGGUGGCUCGCGCAAAUUCCGGAGCCACCGACCAUGCAAACUUUGGGCAACAUGGUAUGGUUGCCGCGGUUAACGAUAGAGCAAAUACGAUACAGGGUACAGCGGGGCGAAAAUUAUCUCAAGUUUACAAUUGGUCGAUGAAAUAUCAAGGGGUUGGAGGUAAUGCCAGCGGUCAUAACAAUAGAGGUCCAGUUAAGAGUCGAUUAGGAUUCAGUCCACAGCUGAACCGAGGAGGACGGAUGGCCGAAGCGAGCAACUUCCAAUCACCGGACGGACAGCGUAGAGGGUAUCGCCAGUGGCCGCGACCGGACUAUUCUAACAUCACCUGCAACUUUUGCGGAAUCAAGGGCCAUAUAAGGAAGAAGUGCUUCAAAUUGAAAAAUUUAAACCGCGACGCGGUGAAUCUGGUGGACUCAUAUAGGCCCGGGCCGUCAGCACACUAAGAUUCUGAUUUUCCAGCUCAGUAAAAUUUUCGCUGAGUUCUGUAUUUUUUUCAUCUUUUUACUGAGUUUUCAACAGCAGAUUUAACUCGGUACACUCUGUAAUCAAUAUUUACCGUCCAUCAGUAACGAUAUUUACCGUUCAUCUGUAAUUUUUGACAGUUCAUUUGCAGAACUCGUUAAAUCAUUUACAGAGUAUUCAGCAAAAGAGAUAACCGAGCGUACCGAGUUAAAUCUGCUGUUGAGAACUCAGUAAAAAGAUGGGAAAAAUACCGAGCUGAUCUUAGUGUGAGCGGACAGGCACAUUUCGGAAUUGCUGGAACGGAUGAGAACCAACGACGACGAUGACGAAAGCGAGGAUAGUGAUUCAGGUAAUCUACAGUGUAUGUACGUGUCCUCCAUAAACAAGAUUAGUAAUCCAUGCUUAGUACAAGUUGAUAUUGAGGGUAAAUUCCUAGAAAUGGAGGUGGAUUGUGGGGCAUCGGUAUCCGUUAUUAGCAAGAGGCGAUACUUGUCGAAAUUUGACAAUCCCUUGCGUAAAUAUAGCGAACCAUUGAUGGUAGUAAACGGAAAUAGAUUGAAGAUCGAAGGAGAAGCAACUGUUUCAGUUAAAUACAAUAACACAGAGGCUCUAAUGCAGCUUUUAGUUUUGGACUGCGAAAAUGAUUUUUAUCCACUAUUUGGUCGAACUUGGCUGGACACAUUUUAUCCCAAUUGGAGGCAAUUUUUCAAAAACACACUGCCGAUAAAUAGCAUAUGCAAAAGCGCUGUUGAAAUUGGAAUUGAUGAGUUAAAAAGCAAAUUUAAAAAUGUUUUUACAAAAGAUUUUUCUUCGCCAAUUCAUGGGUUUAAAGCGGAAUUGGUUAUGAAGGAUGAAACGCCUAUAUUUAAGAAGGCGUACAACGUUCCUUACAGACUGAAGGAUAAAGUUUCUGUGUAUUUGGAUAAGUUGGAAAAAGAAAAAGUUAUAACUCCUAUUGAUACGAGUGAAUGGGCUUCCCCAAUAAUUAUAGUAAUAAAAAAGAAUGACGAGAUUCGUUUAGUUAUCGAUUGCAAAGUGUCGCUUAAUAAAUCUAUUGUUCCAAAUACCUAUCCAUUACCAACACCACAAGACAUAUUCGCAAAUUUAGCAGACUGCAAAGUAUUCUGCGCCCUUGACCUUGAAGGUGCAUAUACACAGCUAGAGUUGACAGAGAGAUCUAAAAGGUUUGUGAUAAUAAAUACGAUGAAAGGUUUAUAUAAAUAUAACAGACUACCACAGGGAGCUUCGUCUAGUGCCGCAAUUUUCCAGCAGGUCAUGGAUAAAGUACUGGAAGGAAUAGAACAUGUAUCAUGCUAUUUAGAUGACGUUCUGAUUGCUGGAAAAACGGUUGAAGAGUGCAGAUCGAAGCUUUUGUUAGUAUUAGAUCGUUUAGCUAAUGCUAAUAUAAAAGUUAACUUUGAGAAGUGCAAAUUUUUUGUAUCUGAACUCACUCAUUUGGGGCACAUCAUUAGCGAUAAAGGGCUCAGACCUUGCCCUGACAAAAUUUCAACGAUUGAGAAAGCAAAUGCUCCGAAAAAUGAGUCAGAGUUAAAGUCAUUUUUGGGGUUGUUAAACUAUUAUCACCGGUUUAUACCGAACUUAUCUUCUAAGUUAUUUCCAUUAUACAAUUUGUUGAAAAAUAACGUAAAGUUCGUCUGGGACGACAACUGCCAGAAAGCCUUUGUUGAGAGUAAAAAUUUGCUAAUUGAAACAGAUUUUCUAGAGUUCUACGACCCAAAGAAACCCAUGGUAGUAAUCUCAGACGCUUCAAGCUACGGUUUAGGAGGCUUAAUAGCUCACGUGGUAGAUAAUACGGAAAAGCCGAUAUGCUUUACAUCAUUUUCGUUGAAUCCUGCCCAGAGGAAAUACCCCAUUUUACAUUUAGAGGCUUUGGCUUUGGUUUGCACCAUAAAAAAAUUCCACAAAUAUCUCUACGGACAACAUUUUACAGUAUAUACGGAUCACAAACCUUUGGUGGGAAUUUUCGGUAAAGAGGGUAGAAAUUCGAUUUAUGUGACAAGGCUGCAACGUUUCGUUUUGGAUUUAGCAAUAUAUGACUUCAACAUUAUUUACAGACCCUCACAUAAAUUGGGGAAUGCGGAUUUUUGUUCGAGAUUCCCUUUACAACAAGCCGUCCCAGAAAAUUUAGACAUUGAUGUAAUCAAGAGUAUAAAUUUUAGUACAGAUAUACCUAUAGAUUCAAAACUGAUCGCUAAUGCAACAAAGGAGGAUGAAUUUUUACAAACAAUUAAGUCAUUCAUGUUAAAAGGCUGGCCAGAAAGGGUUGACAGAAAGUUCACAGAUGUUUUUUCGAAUUACGUUGAUUUAGAAUUAGUAGACGACUGUCUUCUUUUUAGGGACAGAGUAAUUAUUCCGGAAGUAUUCCAAAAGAAAAUUUUAAAACUAUUGCAUGCUAAUCAUGCGGGAAUUGUCAAAAUGAAGCAAUUAGCUCGGAAUACCGUGUAUUGGUUCGGCAUAAAUGCCGACAUUGAGAAAUAUGUGGAAAGUUGUGAUGCAUGCAAUAGUAUGGCUAUAGUUCGGAAACCUAAGGAAUCUUCCAUUUGGACACCAACUACGAGGCCUUUUAGUAGAAUCCAUAUAGAUUUUUUCUUUUUUGAACACCGUACCUUUUUGUUAAUUGUCGAUAGCUUUUCUAAAUGGAUUGAGGUAGAAUACAUGCGAAAUGGUACGGAUUGUAACAAAGUAUUAAAAAAAAUGGUGGCAUUCUUUGCAAGAUUUGGGCUGCCGGACGUUUUGGUGUCGGACAAUGGUCCACCUUUCAACUCCUGGGGCUUUGUUAACUUCCUUGAAAGACAAGGAAUAAAAGUUAUGAAAAGCCCACCAUAUAAUCCUUCUAGUAACGGUCAAGCGGAAAGAUUAGUCAGAACAGUUAAGGAAGUUCUAAGGAGGUUUCUAAUGGACCCAAACAUUUCGGAGUUGGAUCUGGAAGACCAGAUAAACUUGUUUUUAUUUAACUUUAGAAAUAAUAAUAUGACGAAAGAGGGAUACUUCCCCUCGGGAAAAAUUUUCUCCUUCAAACCAAAGACAAUUUUAGACUUAGUUAAUCCGAGAAAUCAUUAUAAAAAAUAUAUGGUAGAGCCACAAUUACAUGAUGAGGUCCAUGAUAAGCAGCAAAGCGGGCAUGUUCCGGAUGAUUCGAGAGAUGCUUUGGACAAUCUGAUGCCAGGGGACGAGGUGUGGUAUGCGAACCACAAUCCCCACCAUAAGGCAAGAUGGAUAAAAGCCACAUUCAUAAAAAAAUUUUCUCGCAAUGUUUUUCAGAUAUGCGUUGGAAACGUGGAAACAAUGGCGCACAAAACUCAAAUCCGGAUCAGUAAGACCAACACAACCUGGCAAAGGCCGAACGUUUUGGUUCGAAGGGAGGAUGGAGAUGGACAGGAUAGCGUAUUGAGGAUCCCCGAUGUUGAGCCGCUGGAUGAAGAGCAUGAACCCGAGGCUCCAAGGGGAGGCAGAAAACGUAGGCGCCCAGUUUCCUCGUGUGAUCCAGUUGAGCUUCGUAGGUCAAAGCGCUCUCGGAAAUCGAACCGUAAAGACGAUUAUUAUUAUAUUUGAAUUUUCGGAGUUAUAAGUUAAGUUUAAAUUGAAUUCAGAUUUUUAGCUAGUUGUUUUAUAUAAAGCUUUCGGAUAGUCAAGUUCAGAAUUGAUUUGGAAAUGUUUUUAACUAGUUGUUACUUGGUUAAAUUUAAAACGAGUGUUAUAAAGAAAUCUCCGAAAGGGGGAAGGAUUGAUAUAUACCUGCGCAUUCCAUGCGUUCGAUGUAAACCGACAUUCGAGUCGGUAGAUUUCGGGUAGAUAGCCGAUGCUCUGAUCGGUUGGGCCAAAGGGCUCGAAAGAGCAAACUAAUAAAGGAGACAUCAGUCGAAUCUGAACCAUCAACCUGACCAGUUCACUUAGCGCAUCUUACCAACCGCAAAUCACAUUACCCCGUUUCGAGUUCCUAUAACGUGUCGUUGAGUUCCACCGGGUCGGUCUGUUUCGUUUAAGAAA
This is a messenger RNA of Aedes albopictus (Asian tiger mosquito), 6521 nucleotides long. RefSeq lists its product as uncharacterized. The coding region runs from base 1562 to 2494 and encodes 310 amino acids. The transcript has 2 exons. Gene Ontology annotation, molecular function: zinc ion binding; nucleic acid binding. Lineage: Eukaryota; Metazoa; Arthropoda; Insecta; Diptera; Culicidae. The record is from RefSeq and is a predicted model, not a curated record.